This is a messenger RNA of Mucor mucedo, 800 nucleotides long. RefSeq lists its product as uncharacterized. NCBI's taxonomy places the organism in Eukaryota, Fungi, Mucoromycota, Mucoromycetes, Mucorales, Mucoraceae. The transcript is spliced from 5 exons. The record is from RefSeq and is a predicted model, not a curated record. The annotation marks the transcript as partial.
UCACUCAAGUUGGUACCUGAUGCUUAUUUCACCAAGCAAGAUCUCAUCCGUGCUAGAAUAGCUGUAGAAGACCUGCAAGGAUGGUUUUUGGGCAUGUCAACCGCCACAAAGGUUUACGAGCCUCAAGCCCAUCUUCCAAGCAUGGUGAGUUACGACGGCGGCAAUGAACGUAACGGUGUUUCUCCCGAGUGGAAGGCGGACGACCCAUUUUAUUUCCAGGAGAUUCCCAUCCCUAAUGUACCUCCACCCACUUAUCAAGAGUUGUAUGUCAUAGGUAAUCGCUACACCUGUGACGCUAGAGAUUCCUAUGAGUUUAUGCUCAAGUGGGUUGCCGAGUUGGUAGACUUGUUCCAGACGUGGUCCUUGCCAAAACCCGUAGGUAUCAAUCUGGUGAUGAAUUUUUGUCUCUAUGCCCAUGGAAGAUCAUUUGAUCAGGGGUUGAAUGAAGUGCUGGAAUACAAUAAAUUCACAGUGCUGCCUCCUGUGUUUGCCUUAUCUGGCAAUGUUAGUAUGCAAUUCAAAAAAAAGUGUAUGGAUAGCUAACUCGUGUUUUAGGAGAAUGAAAAGCAGCUGGUACAUCACUUUUAUUAAUCAAAGGAACCCACGGAGCAUUUGACUCCGGUUCGGUAUAUGCUGCAUGCUUUUGUAUUGCAUAUUCUAGCUGGCAUUGGACAUUACAUUGCUUAAAUCAGACACCAUCAAGCAAAAAGAUGGUACAGAUUUAAUGACUCGAAAGUGGAUCGGGUGACCAACCUCCAGUUCGAUGGCAACAUCACGAUGUCCAUCUAUAUCCGACAAGA